CAAAGAAUCACUUUGCACUUUCAUGCCGUUUUAUUGCUGUCAGAGCUUGCUUGUGGCGGAUCGGGAGGCCGAAGAUAUGAACUACUAUCGAAAUGCUAACAAAGAUGUAGCCCCAAGGAACAGCUUUAGACACCGUAUAGUUACUAAAGAAAUGGCUUUCUACUGCUUUGAUAUCUUAGCCAUGCAUCUAGGCUUAUAUCAUCAUCAAGAAGCGCCGUGGCCAAACUUCCCAAACGAUGAGUUUCCCCUCUUUGUCACUUGGAAGAUUGGCCAAGAUCACCGACUACGGGGUUGUAUAGGAACAUUUACCGCAAUGCGACUUCACAAAGGUCUUAGAGAAUACACCCUUUCCAGUGCUUUAAGAGAUAGCCGAUUUUCCCCAGUCACCAAAGAUGAACUAGCAUACCUCUUCUGUUCUGUGUCUGUGUUGACUAAUUUUGAAGAAAAUGUCAAUUGUUUAGACUGGGAGAUUGGUGUUCAUGGUAUACGGAUAGAAUUUUAUAAUGACAAAGGUCACAAAAGAACUGCUACUUACCUUCCAGAGGUUGCUAAAGAACAAGGUUGGAAUCAAAUCGAGACCAUUGAUUCUCUCCUGAGGAAAGGUGGCUUCAAAGGGACCAUCACCCAAGAUGUCCGCAACUCAAUCAAAGUGACUCGUUAUCAGAGUGAAAAAGUCACUGUAGAUUAUAAGGAAUAUCUUGCCUCCAAACAAUGUACAUGACAACUGUUUAGUCUAGGUCUAACAAAUGUAGGCAACUAGAUCUGUGAAUACCAUUUUCAAAGAUGUUAAUAAUUAUAAUUAUUAAUUAACUCCUUGUUAUAUUAUAUGUAUAUUUAUUGACACGGCCAGCGUCAUGGGAAGCAGUGCAGCUCUCUUUUUGUUGUGUUCAAGUCUCAGAGUCAAUGGAUGUUUUGAAAAUGGUAAUCAGAGAGCUGCAUGGCUUGCAAAGCUUGUUUUGUGUGGGAAUCACAUUGCAAUUCAAUCUAUUACACUUCAAAACCUUUUCACUAGUCUUAUAACAAAGGUAGAACUGCAAGGGUGGAGAGAUAACCAAAAUCUUUUAUCAAAUGUUUAUGAUUUCAACAAAACUCCUCAGAAAGACCUGAGUUGAUUUUUUUGUUUGUUAAAUUUAAUUAUAUUUAGUAAUGAUUAUGAAUUUUAAAUUAGUUAUAGCAUCUUCUCUCUUACAAUUUUUGCUCCCUCAAAUAUGACUUAGCUGCAUAAAACCAUUUUGGUGAAACAUGUUCAUAAGUUAACAAUCAAAUAGAAAUGUUUUUCAAUUACUCCAAUCACUCAGAAGCACACCUUUGUUCUAAUACAACAGAAAGGUUUGAUGACUUUUUUCAACUGUUUAAGUUACAGGAUGACUUAAUAUUUUUUUUUACUUGGCAGUGUCAAGUACCUCCACUACAGAUAUAGUUCUCAUUAAUACAGUCAACUCUCACUUAAGGAACACUCUCGUAAGCAGACAGUUUUACUCACUGACACAUUUUCAAUUCCCAUUUUUGUCUCUCAGUCAAACUCUGUAUUUGCACAUUCCCAUAGACAGACACUAACUCAUAAGCGGACUCAGACCAGUGUUCUCCCUUAUUUUACGCAUGACAGGUAAAACAAAUUUUCAAACCAGUAAAGCAAUCCUUUUACCUGUUGAAUUUUCAAGAAUUCCAAGCAGUUUAAAACGGUAAUAAGAGGUACUAAAGGUGGUAAGUGUUACCAGUUACCACCUGAAAAGGAGAACACUUUCAGACACUAUUUAAGCGAAAAUUUGUUUUUUCUUUUGUUAACACUCUCAUAAGCAGACAGCCCAUGCAUAAUAAUUGAUUCUUGGAGAUAAAAUUUGUCUUUAGCUUGCACAUCAACAAAAAUAUGACCUUGAGAUUCGUUUGUCAAAUCUCCAUUUGUCUGCAGAAAAGCAAGCUGUUGAUUUGUUUGUCAUUAACUUGAGAGUCCACCAUAAAACUCCCUCCUAAGAGGAAAUCCACCCUAUAUUUCUGAUGUUUGCUUAUGAGAAUAAUUCCUGUAGGCAAACAGUUCUAAUAACUGACACUUUUUUCCAAUUUCUGAGGGUGUUCACUUAUGAGGGAAUUGACUGUCGUUCUUCUGAGGUUUGUCAGCAUUUUGAUUGAGGGAGUCACAUUUUUUUGUGCGAGCAUGCAAUUUAGGGGUCAACUAUAGCAUGCUUGUUCUCGUCUCUCGGACAGGUGUAUUUACCACCAAAUAUAAGUUAGUUUUGACAACUUUCUGUUUUUCAGAAAUUUUUUUUUGCAAUUUAUAUUUUACUGCUCUCUCAAACAUCUCAGAAUUUAUCUUUUGGUAUGUACUAAGACUACAAUGUAGUUAGGACAACAUCUGUAUUUCAUAGUUAGUGCUACAAAUUGAAAAUUGCAUUUCAUUGAGUUGCAUUACCACAGUGUGGUACUUAAUAUCAAUAGUUAAUGUUUGCAUGAAAAAUUUUGUAUUAUUAAUUAAUAUUUUUUUCGAAUUCUACAACCAGCUGUUAUUAUCUGUGAAGCUUUCCAUUUAUUUUGGACACAAAGAAUUGGGAAUUGAUAGUGAGACUAGGGAACAAGGAAUGAAGAAAGUGUGAGGGAAGGGAAACGUCUGUAAGGGUGGCAAGAGCCAUGGCAGAUAAUACUAGAUUGUUUCUGUUUCCUUUUUUAAUUGCCAAAUUCCUUGGUUACUAUAAUUUUUUAGGUAAUUUCUUGUUUGAGCAUUUACCUUCACCUGGGUAUUGUUGGAAAUUCAUUGUGGCAACAUCAAUCCUUUAUUUUUUGUGGCUAGUACUGUAUUGUAAACAGCAACAAAGUCUCACUGUUUUGUUACUGUUAGGAAAAGUUUUGAUGUUUCCAGUCUUUAAUUCUAAGUAAUUUUUCCCAAACAUCACUAGAAUUAUUGGAUAUUCUUUUUUUUUUCCCUGGAAAUUCCAAUCAAAGGGGCUAGAUCAACCAAUUUUAGGAUAUUUUAUUUAUUAACUUACCAAUUUAGUUUUAAAAUGAAUCCAACACAUGAAAACUGAAAAUGAGAGAGUUACAGUAAACUUGAUGAUAGACAGACUUCCCAAAUCUGUUGCUCGAAACUCACUUAAAACAGCUAUGUAUGUAGGAAAUCAGACUUACUUUUGCUAGUUUCGUGAAAGGGGAAAAAUGACGGUUUACCUGAAAUAACACUGUAUCUGGCCCCUCUCUGUGACGCUUAAGAACAUUUUCUCUUUUUCCCACAAAUUUUGUCUUUCCCUUGUAAUUUAUCAUUUUGUUAUUUGCUUUUACCCUUUGCUGUUGACUAGUAUUCACUUUUUUGUCAUUUAUUUCAAAUGUAUGCUCUUGACUCUG
Pocillopora verrucosa is the source of this 3330-nucleotide messenger RNA. RefSeq names its product AMMECR1-like protein. Lineage: Eukaryota; Metazoa; Cnidaria; Anthozoa; Scleractinia; Pocilloporidae. The record is from RefSeq and is a predicted model, not a curated record.